AUGAGCCAUGGGAAGCAUCGCCUCACCCACCCGCCAGGCGCCAGGGAUCAUGGUAAAGUGUAUGUGGAGCUGAGCGAAGGGCUGCCUAAUAUGAAUGAGAAAAAUGGUGAAUCCUUGCUCAACGGAGACUGGAAGAAUGGUGCAACUCAGACUCCCAGAGUCAUCCCCCCGGUCUUCUUCCCGUCUCCUGCGGGCUGGGUCUACGCUACCGAAACCCCCCAGGUGGUCACCAUGGUCGCAAAGUACCAGUUGACGCUGAGUGCCAGGGACUUGGGCACACCCAGCAACACUGCCAUGGCUCAGGUCGUGAUCCAGGUGGGCAACGUCAACGACAAUGCACCCAAGUUCACGCAAGACAACUAUACCGUGGUCGUGCAGGAGAACCGAGCUGUGGGCUACUCAGUGAUCCGCCUCAUGGCCACCGAUGCCGACGCUGACCCCAGCGGCGCUCCCUUCACUUGGGAGGUGAUCAACCAGCCUGUUGAGAGUCGUGCCUUCACCCUGGACCAGGAUGGCUCACUGAGGCUGGCCACCAAUAAACUGAACCACAAGGUCCAGGAUCAGUACGUGGUGCAGGUGCGAGUGUGGGACAGAGGCUCACCACCACUCCACGCUAACACCCAAGUUACCGUCAGCGUGGUGGAGGAGUCCCGCUUCCCGCCAACACUCUUCCCGCUUAAAACCGUGGUCAUCAGUUUCCGGAGUGCCUUUCCCGGAGGCAUCAUUGGGCGGGUCACUGCACUGGACCAGGACCCUUACGACACCCUGCAGUACUCUGUGGCGCCCUACCCAGAGGAAGUCAGCUCCAUCAAGUACUUUGACAUUGACAGUGAGGACGGCACUCUGGUGGCACUGACGCCUCUUGAUGCCGGUAACUACAGCGUCAACGUCAGUGUGUCAGACGGGAGGUAUCACUGCACCGUGCAGGCUCCCAUCGAGGUCUCCGUGGUCACUGAGGAAAUGGUUGAAAAUGCCGUCAUCAUUCACCUGGGUCCUCUGUCCUCCGAUGAAUUUAUCUCCAGGUAUCAGAAAUAUUUCCUCAAAGCUAUUGCCAUAGAGCUGUCAGUUCAGGAGCAUUCUGUGGUCAUGGUCAGCCUGCAGCCAGCCCUCGUACACUCACACUCUUUAGAUAAAACAGAUUACAUUCCACAGCGAUCCAAAAGAGACAUACAGAGGAGUUUUGAUGUUCUGAUAGAUGUGAGACUCUUUGAAAUCUACAUGACAAGAGAACAUCUGCUGCUGAAGCUAAAAGAAAAGCAAGUUGACAUCAAAGAGAAGUUUGGCUUGUCCUUCGUGGACAUCAUGGAGUCCCUGUGUGUGUCUGGCUCAGAGUGCGGCGGCCACGGGGACUGUGUGGAUGUGGUGGAAAUCAACGAUGAUGUGGCCAUGCCCUUCAACACACAGCUGUCUAGUCUGGUUGCUCCGAGAUUUACCCAGAAAGUUGGCUGUGUGUGUGACCAAGGGUAUGGAGGCCACAACUGCACUAAUUUAGUCAAUGCCUGUGGGCACCGACCCUGUGCUGAGUAUGAGAAGUGUGCACCCACCAACACCAGCAGCCGAGGCUACACGUGCCAGUGCCCUGCUGACAGAGCAGGACCUUCGUGCCGAGUGGACCUGACAAAAUGCCGCAGCCCUGUGUGCCACUACCCACUGAGGCCUCUCUCCUUCAGGGGAAAGAGCUAUGCCCAGUACAGCAUAGCUCAGCAAAGUGAGAGCAGCUCACUGAUAAUGAGUGCCUUCAUACGCACCAGACACCCGGUGGGAACGCUGGUCUUUGCUGCCGGGGACGUGGACUACAGCGUGCUGGAGGUGGCCGGCGGACACGUGCAGUACCGCUGGGACUGUGGCAGCGGGGAGGGGCUGGUCAGGGUAUCCACGGUGAGGGUCGACAAUGACAAGUGGCACUUCAUCAACCUGACCAGAGACGGCACCAUAUCAACACUGAGCGUGGACGGCGAGGUGAGUUCAGGAGCGGCACCGGGUGCUAAUGACAUUCUGAACAUGGAUUCAAACUUCGUGUAUCUCGGUGCUACCCUCAGCAGUGAACCAGAGUCAGGCAUGUCUUCCUGUUCCCCAAGCAGCCUGGGAUUUGUGGGUUGCCUCGAUCAGAUCAUUAUUGACGGCACCGAGCUUCCCGUGGCAAUAACAGGGACGGCCUCCGGGGGCACGGUGCUCACGCGCCUGGCCAACGUGGAGCUCCAGUGUCCAGGCGUGCUGCCUCUGCCCGACGUGUGUCGCUCUUACCCUUGCCAGAACGCUGGGUCAUGCAUAGAAAAUGAAGGUUCUUAUAAGUGCAAUUGCCCUCCACGCUUUACCGGAGCACAGUGCCAGGUGGACACGGCUCCCUGCUCCUCCUCACCCUGUCUUAAUGGAGGCAAAUGUAUUGUUGUUGGCCACACCUACAAGUGUCAAUGUCCUUCAAAACUGAGUAGAAAACGUUGUGAAUAUGGCAUUUUCUGCAACACAAACCCAUGUCAGAAUGGCGGUCGCUGUGAGGAGGGUGCUGAUGGGCCUAUAUGCAAGUGCCAACACUUUACCGGUGCAAUGUGCCAGCUGGACUUUGAUGAGUGUACCCGCAACCCUUGCCAGAACGGGGGAACCUGCCUCAACUUCUUUGGUGGGUUCAAGUGCAUAUGUUCCUCCAAUGUUACCGGUGAAUGCUGCACAGAGGCCGUUAGGAAGGCUGAAGAGCCGUCCUCCUCCCUGAGCAUCACCCUGGAGGAGCUGCUGUGCAUCCUGGCCGUGUUCCUGGGGUGUGUGAUGGCCGUGCUGCUGCUGGGGGCCUGGCAGCGGCGGUGGUGGAGGCACAAGCAUCACCAGCAGGACAACCGCAUCAAGCUCACGGACCACCACGUGAAGAACUACCUCAAGGCGAAUGACGCACCCAAAAGAAACUCCAAAAUUUGCAACGUGGAGGCAGACCAGCAGGGGCCGCCGCUGCCCCCCCGCCCAGCCUCCUACACCCCCAGCGGCAACGACUCCGCCAUUCUCAACACCCUCAAGCACCUGGCGGACCUGUCUGCCGCGGGCCACGAGAGUCUUGAGCUGGAGACACUCUCACGCUGCUCCCACGAGUUCCUCCACAGCCUUAACAAGCCCGUGGUCAUGCAACCCAACUCACCGCCGCCGCCCUCCAACAGUGACCUGACUCUCCACAAGCCCUGGGACCACCACAACAACCUCAACGACUCCUACUUCAUGCCCAUCAAGGAUACAUCCCAGUGA
Messenger RNA from Eriocheir sinensis (Chinese mitten crab), 3225 nucleotides. RefSeq names its product fat-like cadherin-related tumor suppressor homolog. The record is from RefSeq and is a predicted model, not a curated record. Lineage: Eukaryota; Metazoa; Arthropoda; Malacostraca; Decapoda; Varunidae. Gene Ontology annotation, molecular function: calcium ion binding. Gene Ontology annotation, biological process: homophilic cell-cell adhesion. Gene Ontology annotation, cellular component: membrane.